AUGGCUCUUCAAACAACCGAGGAACAAAUUAAAUUAUUUGUAGAAAUGGCCCCGGGGUUAUCACGGAACGAGGCAAUACAGAGAAUUAGAGGCAAUAAUAAUAGCGUUGAACAAGCCAUUAAUGAUUAUUAUGAUAACCCUAGUUCCAAUAAGUAUACAUGGGACGAAGAUUCUCUCGACAGCGAACUUGUAAACUCCCCGGAAAAUCAUGGAAUUUCUUUUAAUUUACAAAGACCUAAUAUUUCCGGGACAAAUAGCCGUUUCGGCGGAGCACCAUCGCGUCCACCAUCUCGUGCUAACAAUUUACCACCUCUUGCUAAUAAACUGAGUUUUAAAAUAGAAGACCAAUCAAACAUCAAUGAUCAAGAUACAGACCUAGCAAAGGCACUUUCACUUUCAGCUCAAGAAGCAGGAUUAUCGCCUCAAGUGGUAGAAGCUCCUAAUACAAGCGCCGUCCACUUUGGUCCAGCCACGAGAGAGCUCUAUGACUCUAGCCAAUGGUCAAUGGUGCCCAUAGAAAAUAUUUCAAGCAGAGAUUUCAUUUACGAUACAGAACUUGUGAAUCGAAAGCGAGAGCCUGGUAUUCCUGCUUUUUUAAAACCCGGCAAUGAAAAUCACUAUCUAGGAGCCCUUGUCACAAUAUAUCAUGAAAUACCUCUCAUCAGAAAUAUUCUUCUUAACUCUAAGGAUGUUUUACACUCUUAUGGGAAUGAUAAACAAUGGUGGAUGGGUAAGCCAAUAGAGGUGGCUGAAGCUGGAGUUGAUUUUGAUGAGGUGAUUUGCUCUAAUGUUGGACGAGAAUUACAGAGGUUGAUGGCAUUCCUUGAUAAAACGGAACGUAGUUAUGGUUCUAUUGAAGCACUUGCUAAUCUUCCCAACGUUAGGGCACAUUCUCGAGCCUACGGCGGGAAUGAUAAAGACAACGCGGCUCUCGAGGCUUGGAGACAGAUAUUUCAAGAGAAGGAUCCGGAUAUGGUUAAGCAGAUCUACUGUGUUGGGGUUCCUUCUGAAGAAAUGGAACAAGAUGAAAGGAAAUUUGGUAUCUUAGAGCUUACCGCUCCUUACUAUACUUUCUACGAGAAUUUGUACGAUAUCUGUGAUGAGUAUCUCUGGCCAGAACUAUGUCCUUUGGAUCUUGCCGCAAGCCCUUAUCUUUCUCACGUCGCUGAAGUUGUAACCUUUAAAAUUGAUCUCAUGAAAGAACAAAGUAAGGUUGCGAUUCCAGCUACGUGGUAUCCCGACCGAUAUCUGAAAUCGUCUCGAGAAGCUUCGCUAGAAAUGCGAAAGAAGAAGAAGCGCAUUCAAGAACAGAUAGAACUAAUUAACAAUUUAGAAGAUUGUCUCACCAACAUUACUGUAAGGGAUAGAAAAGCACUCACAGUCAAGAGCAUGUUUGAAACUGCCCUUCGACAUCAAGAUGACGCGCUUGAUGAUAUUGUUCAAGAUCAAGGUGCUAAAUUGCCAAUCAGUACUGAAAGCUUGGCUGCUACAAACCUAGGACCUGAGCUGCAAAAAAUUAUGGAUAGCGUUGAUAGAAAACUUUAUGACUUGAAUAUGAAAAGAAAAAUAUUAUACACUCAGCUUCGUCAACUCUCAUCUUUACAUAAAACUCAAUCUCCAUCUUCUGCAGCGCCUCAACUAAAACCUUACUUCCUCCGCGGUGUUUGCACCCUGAAGAGCAUUUUGUAUAUAUGUCAGCGCACUGAAAAAGCUAACGAGCAACUUGUAUCAGUUUCUAAUUGCUCCCGCUCUGUCGUAGAUCAGUGGUGGCGUAUAGAAUAUUUACAGGAUUUCUCACCUGAAUUCACCAUAGAGCGAACAACCGAAGGCCAUGUUCUUGCUGCUGCUAACCAAAAAAGUAAAAAUAUGCUCCUAGUAUACGCAUCAGAAAAAGCUCUAAGUACACCAAAAGAUCCACUUCCAAAACCCCUAGAAACCUUUGUUAAUUGGGAUAAUGUUCUAUUCAACAACGAAAUAAAUGGAAAUAUACCUCAAUCGAAAACCGAAAAACUUAAAACGGGUGGAUUUCAUGAUCUAGAUCAAACAUCGGGGAUAUCUCCCAAUAGCCCGGGGAAAAGAAAGUUUGGUUAUGGUGAUUAUGACGGGUGUGGAAAGAGUAGUAGUGAUGAGUGUAUGAUGAGCAUUGAAGCAUCACCUCGAAACUUUGAGGACAAAUUCAUGGCGUCUAACAAUAAUUCUGAUAAAGAGGAAGAUAAAGAGAAAAUUAUCUUUGGCGUAGACCCUUCGCGUUUGAUUCAACGUGAUGAUGGCGGGAAUUCAAUACAAGAAAUGAAACAAUAUUCAAAUCGUGCUUGGGACUGUCACCAAGGAGAGACCGUGGACGAAAUGGACUUAGAUUCCGAGAUAUACAGCGGCAAAGCUCCUGGAUGUUAG
Blumeria graminis f. sp. triticale is the source of this 2394-nucleotide messenger RNA. The record is from the annotation of a GenBank genome assembly. Lineage: Eukaryota; Fungi; Ascomycota; Leotiomycetes; Helotiales; Erysiphaceae.